Molecule: messenger RNA, 676 nt
Organism: Musca vetustissima
Lineage: Eukaryota; Metazoa; Arthropoda; Insecta; Diptera; Muscidae
Exons: 2
Coding region: 14-676 (220 amino acids)
Source: RefSeq, a predicted model, not a curated record
UAACUUAAGAAAAAUGAAAAUUACUUUGAUUGCUUUAAUUGCAGGCUUAUGCCUGGUGGCUGUUAAUGCCAGUGUGGUAGUACCCGCUCCCAUGGAGGAUAUCGAUUUCGAAUACAUUGCCAAUGAUGUUGCCGAUGAUGUUAUUGAUAUUGAAACCCAAGUCUCUUGGUUCGGUAUUUACUUUGUCAUCCACAAAGCGUUGACCAUGUUGAAGGGUGUCAAUUGUACCAUCAAGGAGGUUUUCGCUAUCCGCGAUGCUGCCCAAAAGUUCCUCAAUGAUGUUCAAGCCUGCGGUGGUGAGGUCUCCAAGAAAUUGCAAAAUUUAAUUGACACCUGCAAGAGCAUUGUGUCCACGGCCAAUGAUAUCAUUCAUGUUGAUGAGAAUAUUUGCGGAAAUACACCCGUCGAUGAUGUUCAAGGUACCGACGAUGAUAGUGAUGUUGCCACCAACCCUAUGGGUAACAAGACUGGUUGGAAUUGUUUCUGGAAAUUGUUGUUCAAGACAAUGAAGCUGAAGAAUGAAGUUAAACAUGCCAUCUAUUUGAUUAAACAUUUGCCCGCCGUUCCCGGUGAAGCUGGUGAUUGUGUCAAUACUGCUGCUCAGGAUUUGGCCAGUGUUUUCAAUCAAUUCCCAAGCAAUGUGAAAACUUGCUCGAAGUUGGUUAGCAAGAAAUAA